AUGAAACAGACACCAAAUGUCCGACAGGUUACCGAUAUUAUCGGUGAAUGGGGUCUAUGGCAGCUAAAUGUGGUUAUGUUUUCAAUUACUAUACAAAUAUUUUUGGCAUUUCAAACAUUGGCCGUAUCGUUUUAUGCGCCAACUAUUAGCUACCGGUGCACCGAUAAUAUUAGUAACUAUACUACCGGUAAUGACAAUCAGACAUCAUAUGAUUAUUGUCUGAAUGGUUGUCAAAACUGGACGUUUGAUAAAUCAGUGUUUAAAUCGACAAUCAUUGAUGAGUGGCACCUGAUAUGCGAUAGACAGGGAUUGGCAUCACUGACCCAAUCGUUGUUUAUGAUAGGCUGGGCAUUAGGUGGCAUCAUAUUUGGCAUACUAUCCGAUCGAUUCGGCCGUAAACCGAUACUAUGGGUUACGAUAAUACUGGAAAUAAUGGCCGGUCUGUCCAGUGCACUGGCCGUCAAUAUUACACAUUUUAUGAUAUCGCGUACAGUAUUGGGAAUGUUAGCUAAUGGUCGCUAUUUGACUGCAUUUAUGUUAGUUACCGAAUGUGUGGGUAGCAAAUAUAGGGCCACUUUAGGUGUAAUUUUUCAGUUAGGUUGGGCACUGGGCUACUGUCUAUUGCCAGGUGUGGCCUACUUGUUGCCAAACUUUCGCCAUAUGAUAUUAGCGACAACUAUACCGGAAGUUUUAUGGCUGGUAUGGUUGAUAGUCAUACCGGAAUCGCCCCGUUGGCUGAUUGCCCACCGAAAAUGGGAUCAAUUAGAACUGGUGGUCAAACGUGCCGUCAAAAUCAAUUCAUUGUCGAUGAAUCAGAUCAAUAGUCAGAUGCAAUCGUUGAUUAAAUCAAAUACAAGUUGUUGUGAUGAAACUAUUGAAACAAAUUCAAGUAAAUCCAAUUUAUUGGCUGUAUUUAGGUCACCAAACCUGAGGAGGACAACCCUAAUCAUGUUUUUUACGUGGUUUGUCAACUCAUUUGUCUAUUACGGCAUAUCGUUAAACAUCGGCGACUUUGGCGGCAAUUUGUUUAUCAACUUUUUGAUUGCCGGUCUGAUUGAAUUUCCCAGUAGUUCACUACCGCUGAUUGCAAUCAAAUAUAUCGGUCGCCGACCACUCGUUGCCGGACUUAUGUACGCGAGUGGACUGUCGUGUUUGGCUGUCAUACCUUUCGGAUCGAUGACCACUACUACCACUACUGUAUGGCCGAGGAUUACCAUUGCAUUGAUCGGCAAGUUUUUCAUUGGCUGUUCGUUCAAUAUUAUCUAUGUCUAUACGGCCGAAGUCUAUCCGACUGUUGUCCGACAAGUGGGUGUCGGCACGUGUUCAAUGGCAUCACGUGUUGGCUCAAUGAUAGCUCCGUUUAUCAAAGAUCUGAAUGUAUACACCGGUAUGAGUGUCGUACUGACCAUUUUCGGUGGUCUGUCCAUUGCCGACGGUGUGUCCGUACAUUUUCUACCCGAAACCCGUGGCCAACAAAUUGCCGAUACUAUCGAUGAAGCGGAACAACUUAAUAGGAGAAAUAAAAAAUGA
This is a messenger RNA of Oppia nitens, 1530 nucleotides long. Its product is annotated as organic cation transporter protein-like. Gene Ontology annotation, cellular component: membrane. Gene Ontology annotation, biological process: transmembrane transport. The transcript has 6 exons. The record is from RefSeq and is a predicted model, not a curated record. The coding region runs from base 1 to 1530 and encodes 509 amino acids. Gene Ontology annotation, molecular function: transmembrane transporter activity. Lineage: Eukaryota; Metazoa; Arthropoda; Arachnida; Sarcoptiformes; Oppiidae.